AUGAGCGCGCUACUUGAAACCUCUCUGGGCGACAUCGUGAUCGACCUGCUGGUCGACGAGUCGCCCAAAGCCUGUGAAAACUUCCUGAAGCUGUGCAAAAUCAAGUACUACAAUUUCGCGCCCGUGCACAGUGUCCAGAAGGACUUCAGCUUCCAAACUGGCGACCCGCUAGGCCCCGACGCGCCCGGUAGCGAUGGCGGAUCCUCGAUCUGGGGGUCCUCGGUGGCCCCGCGAAGCGCACCUUUCCGAUCGAUCUACCGCCCAAAAUGA
Messenger RNA from Penicillium daleae, 270 nucleotides. Its product is annotated as cyclophilin-like protein. The transcript is spliced from 2 exons. The record is from RefSeq and is a predicted model, not a curated record. Lineage: Eukaryota; Fungi; Ascomycota; Eurotiomycetes; Eurotiales; Aspergillaceae. Bases 1 to 270 code for a protein of 89 amino acids. Gene Ontology annotation, biological process: protein peptidyl-prolyl isomerization. Gene Ontology annotation, cellular component: nucleus. Gene Ontology annotation, molecular function: peptidyl-prolyl cis-trans isomerase activity.